Molecule: messenger RNA, 1396 nt
Organism: Daphnia pulicaria
Lineage: Eukaryota; Metazoa; Arthropoda; Branchiopoda; Diplostraca; Daphniidae
Product: activating signal cointegrator 1 complex subunit 1-like
Exons: 8
Coding region: 168-1241 (357 amino acids)
Biological process (GO): DNA alkylation repair; regulation of DNA-templated transcription
Cellular component (GO): nucleus
Molecular function (GO): RNA binding
Source: RefSeq, a predicted model, not a curated record
UCCUGCUUGCUGGUAGACCUCUCUUUAGUUCUUAAGUUUCGGUUAAUAAAUGUUGGCUAUUUUAACCAUUAUUAUGUCUAUAAAGAUAAGAGAUAAAUUUUCGUUAUACAUUAUGAUUUAAAAUGUAAUAUUGCAAGCUAGAACUUUGUUCAAAUUUGAACUCAAACAUGGAUGUAAUUCAACCUCAAUUCAUCUGGAUUGAUAACAGAUGCUACCGUAAAAAUCCACUUUCUUCAUUGUAUGCUGAUGUGAAUAAUGUUCCUUUGACAGAUAUUGAAGAGAAAGGAAAACAUCUAGGAUCAUUUGAAACUUCUGAGUAUGAUGACGAAGGGGAUGCUUGUGAAUUGGCAAAUGUACCAAUGGAGCAACUUGGAGAUGGAAGAUUUCGUGUAAAGAUGAACAUAGCAAGUGAAUACCAUUCAAAAAUAAUUGGGAGAAACGGAGAUUCUAAGCGGCAAAUUGAAAGAGAUACCAGGGUCCAGUUAUUUAUUCCUAAGAAAGGCCAAUCUGGGGAUGUUGCUAUUACUGGGAUGAAUCCUAAGGACGUCACAUCUGCGUUUGUACGGAUCAGUCUUAUAGUAACGAACGCGCGAAAGCGAAUGCCGUUCACACAUUUUGUGUCAAUACCUCUAACCACUCCUGAAAUCAAAAUUCGGUUUCUCCAAUUCAAAAAUUAUGUGCUUCGAUUCUCGCGAGGUGCCAUUGAAGAUGACUUAUUUCAAAAUCCUGAUAAACUUCAUUUCACGAUUGGAACCCUAGUGCUUCUCACCAACAACGACAGAAUUCAAGCUGCACAAUCACUCCAAAAUUGCAAAAGUCGUAUAAGAGAUAUAAUUGGAUCAGCUCCUAUUGAAAUCGAAAUUCGAGGAGUAGAGUACAUGAACGACGACCCAUCGAAGGUAGAUGUCCUGUACGGGCGGUGCAUUGAAAAUUCUGGCCGUCUUCAGCAAUUGGCAGAUGUCGUAGUGAAUUCACUGGAAGCUGAUGGCUUGUUGGAUCGUCAGUAUGAACGCGUGAAGCUGCACGCUACUCUAAUGAACUCACUAUUCAAAGUUAAAGAUGAUUCAGAAGAAAAUGUGCGUUCCACAUUCAAUGCUAAGCCAAUAUUGGAGAACUGGAAAGAUUACAGUUUCGGCUCUGUGACAGUCGAUGACAUUCAUCUUUCGCAGCGAUAUUCAACCUCCCAAUCUACGAAAUAUUACGUAGCUAGCUCACAAAUGGCUUUGAAUCAAGACUUAUGAUUUCCAUCCAACAUCAAUCACUUUGGUAUGUUUACAACAGCUUCUUGACCAAUGAAAGCUAUUUUUAGGUUGAAUUUAUUGAAGGAGUUGAAAUGGUGAUACAUAAAUGUCGUGUCGUCUAUCAGGUCAAUAUAUGGAAAGUGAUGAAUGGUGAA